This is a messenger RNA of Cyprinodon tularosa, 1776 nucleotides long. RefSeq names its product carbonic anhydrase VIII (gene ca8). The record is from RefSeq and is a predicted model, not a curated record. Gene Ontology annotation, molecular function: carbonate dehydratase activity; zinc ion binding. The transcript has 10 exons. Lineage: Eukaryota; Metazoa; Chordata; Actinopteri; Cyprinodontiformes; Cyprinodontidae. Bases 328 to 1173 code for a protein of 281 amino acids.
ACAUUGAAGUUCUUAUCUGCCUUUCCUUUGGAUGAAGGCUGCAGUGGGCAGACACACCUGCACCCUCCAAAGAAACAGAGAAAGAGAGGAAGGAGAGAAAGAUAACAGCAGAGUAGAGAGUGAGAGAGAAGAGGAGGAGCAACACAGUGGAAAGAGAAACAGCCAGACUGCUCUACUCUCAUCUGUUAGUGGUUAUGUGGACAGCAACUAAAGAGAGCAGGCUGAAGAAACUUGACUUUGUCUCCAAGUGAAUGAUCUUAAACCAGCGUCUCUGAGAGCUUACUGGGAGCACAGACUGGUCUGAGAGUGAGGGAGCUGUAAGGUACCAUGGCCGACAACGUAAAUGAGGAGUCUGAUUAUGUCCCUGGGAAAGAUGAGCUGGACUGGGGCUACGAGGAAGGUGUAGAAUGGGGACUCCAUUUCCCAGCAGCCAACGGCGAGUACCAGUCUCCCAUUAAUCUCAACUCCAGGGAAGCCCCGUAUGACCCCUCCCUUCUGGAUGCUGGUUUAUCACCAAACUACGUGGUGUGUCGAGAGUGUGAAGUCAUCAACGAUGGACACACCGUCCGCAUCCUUCUUAAGUCCAAGUCAGUGGUUACUGGGGGUCCAUUGCCUAGUGAUCAUGAGUACGAGCUUCAUGAGGUUCGUUUCCACUGGGGCAAAGAGAACCAGAGAGGAUCUGAGCACACAGUCAACUUCAAGGCUUUCCCUAUGGAGCUCCAUCUGAUUCACUGGAACAGUACUCUCUUUAACUCCUUAGAGGACGCUCUGGGGAAGAAGAAUGGAGUCCUCAUCAUAGCACUUUUUGUCCAGAUUGGCAAAGAGCACCUGGGUCUAAAGGCCAUCACUGAAGUUCUCCAAGACCUGCAAUACAAGGCGAAGAGCAAGAUAAUCCCAUGUUUUAAUCCAAACACGCUCUUACCUGACCCGCUGUUGAGAGACUACUGGGUGUAUGAGGGAUCACUGACCACGCCUCCUUGUAGUGAAAAAGUCACCUGGAUACUCUUCCGCUAUCCCCUCACCAUCUCACAGUUACAGAUUGAGGAGUUUCGGAGGUUACGGUCGCACGUCAAGGGGGCGGAGCUACCUGAAGGAAAUGAUGGGUUGUUGGGGGACAACUUCCGCCCCACCCAGCCUCUCAGUGACAGGACGGUCCGCGCUGCCUUCCAGUGACUCUCCCUUUCCUGUACCAUCUAAGUAAAACUCUGGGACCUACAGAUGCAGAAACAAUGGGAGAGAAAACAGAGGAGUGAAGAGAGGAGUGGAAACAGGAAGAAGGAGGGGAAAUUAGUGUGAUAACAGACCCAAGGCAAACUGAACAUGGACAGAGGCUUUUAGUAUUACACCCUUAAUGUGUGUCAGCGCGUGUGUAGCCUUCUUUUCCUCUAACGUUUCUCUCUCCUCCUAUUCUCUUUGCUGCUGGUUCGUCAUCCUUUUCAUGUGCAUAUUUGUCUUACCUAUGGUUUAGGCGCUGCUGUAUCUCCAUGCUAUGUGUGUGUUGUGACUAAAACGAUUGGAGGCUUCCACAAUCUGCUAAUCUUUGCUGCAACAACAGGAGGAAGUGUUGACCACAGAUGUUAAAGAGGCCAAAACACACACAGCUUCACACAUCAUGUUCUAUAUGCUUUGAUUCAUAUUUCCUCACUAACUCUACAUUUUAUCAGCUAAGAAUCAGCCUAUUUUUGUUCCUAUUAGGCCUUAAUUAAUAAAUUUAAAUAAAAACAAAUGUAUUUGGAAGGUAAACUGUGUAUAGAAAUAAAUUACUUUAAAAAUCAG